AUGAGUAAAUACGUCUAUCGGUCGCCGUUAAAUGACGCUAUUUGUGCUCCUGAAAGGGAGCAAAAGUGCCCAUGGAAUCCGAAGGUUGACAGAUCGACCUCAAUUCAUACAAAGGUCGAUUGGAAAGCACCUAAGCCAAAAAUCUUGCCGAAUGCGUUGCAUGCAAUUGGUAAUACUCCAUUGAUCAAGCUCAACAGAAUACCUCAGCAAGAAGGAUUGGAAUGUGAUAUAUAUGUAAAAUGUGAGUUCUUCAAUCCUGGUGGAUCCGUAAAGGACCGCAUGGCAAACAGAAUACUAACAGAUGCUGAGAACGAAGGCAUCCUAAAACCAGGUUGUACCAUUAUAGAGCCAUCUUCCGGAAACACUGGCAUUGGUUUGGCUAUGGCAGCUGCUAUUAAAGGUUAUCGUUGUAUAAUUGUAAUGUCAGAAAAAAUAUCAAAAGAGAAAGAAUACGUAAUGAGAGCCCUUGGAGCUGAAGUCAUCAGAUGCCCUGUCACAGCUAAUUCAUUUUCUCCAUAUGGAAUGUUUGGAACCGUACAUCGUUUAUCGAAAGAGAUUCCUAACAGCGUUAUUUUUGAUCAGUUCUCGAAUCCCGGCAAUCCACUAACUCACUAUGAUACCACAGCAGAAGAAAUUUAUGAUCAAUGCGACAAGCAAGUAGAUAUGAUAAUAAUGGGAGCAGGAACAGGUGGUACCGUUACGGGUAUAGGAAGGAAAUUCAAAGAAAUCUCUCCCAAAACCGAAAUCGUUUGUGCAGAUCCAUUUGGAUCAUCCUUUGCUUUACCAGAAGCCAUUAAUAAAACCGACGUCACUUUCUGGGAAAUAGAAGGAAUGGGUUACGAUUUCAUUCCCUCAACUUUGGACCGCAAAGUCAUUGACACUUGGAUUAAAGUAGGAGAUGAGAAUGCCUUGCCAAUGGCAAGAAGGUUGAUUAAGGAUGAAGGACUUUUAAUUGGGGCUAGCAGUGGAGCUAUGAUGUGGGCUGCUGUUCAAGCAGCAAAAGCCAAAAACUUUGGUCGCGGUAAAAAAGUUGUAGUUGUUUUGCCAGAUAGUAUUAGAAACUAUUUAACAAAGUUUGUGUGCGACCAAUGGAUGGAAGAACGAAAUCUACAACCUGCUGUAAACAUUAAUAACCAUCCUUGGUGGGAUUUAAAUGUCUCCCAGUUAGGUCUUCCAGCACUACAAACGGUUCCAGUAAACUCUACUUUUGAACAGGCUUUGAACCUAAUGAAGAAACUUGGUCUUAGUCAGAUACCAGCAUUGGAUGGUCAAGGGGGUGUUGUUGGAGUAGUUUCUAUGCAACUAAUCAUUAACAAGCUCACAUCUGGUAAUGCUAAGCUUAGUGAUCCAAUAGCAGAUGCUCUCGACCGACUUUAUCCCAGACUAGAAAAAUCUGCCAACAUUGGACUUGUCUCAAGAGUAUUGGAACGAGAACCAUAUCUGAUAAUUUUGGAUACUCAAGGUAAAGGACCUUCCAAAAUCAACAAACCAGUAGGUGUCGUAACUCCAUUAGAUUUUCUACAGUUCAUACAGAAACAAAAUUAA
Diabrotica balteata is the source of this 1545-nucleotide messenger RNA. Lineage: Eukaryota; Metazoa; Arthropoda; Insecta; Coleoptera; Chrysomelidae. The record is from the annotation of a GenBank genome assembly.